AUGGCCCUCAAUCGUCUCCAUCGGUUCCGCGCAGCCCUGCACCCGCUGCAGCGCUCGGCGCUUCCGGCCUCGUCCCGCGCAAUCCUUCCGCGCAUGUUCUCGUCGGACAAGAAGCCGCCCGUCGCGUCUGAUGAUCUGCUCUUGAAGCUGCUCAACCCCGCCAGCGCGAAAAGCAACGCGACGCUCCUCGACGCGUGCGCCAACGGCUACGAGGACGUCGUUGCGUCGCUCGUGCACAAGCCCGGCAUCGACAUCAACGGCCGAAGCGAGGACUCGACGACGCCGCUCGUCAAGGCGUGCAUCAACGCUGACAACCGCAUCGUGCAGAUCCUUCUGAAGCACCCCGAGAUCGACGUCAACCUCGCGACCAAGGAAGGCAUCACGCCGCUCAUGAUGGCAGUCAAGUGCGGCCACUACGACACCGUGACGACGUUGCUCCAGCACCCUGCGCUGGACAUCAACCUCGAAAACCAACUGGGGUCGACGGCGCUGCACCUGGCGUGCCACGAAGGCGAUAUGGCCAUGACGGAGCUGCUCCUCGUGCACCCCAAGGUCAAUGUCAACGCCAAGGACAAGGACGGCUACUCGGUCCUGCUCUACGCGUGCUUGCAGGAGCAUGCGAACGUGAUGGAGUUCCUCCUCAAGCACCCCAAGAUCGACGUCAACGUCGAGAUGACGGCGGGCGUCACGGCGCUCAUCCUCGCGGCGGCGCGUGGCCAGUACUUUGUCGUCGACCGCCUCCUCAAGCACCCGUCCAUCGAUGUCAGCAGCGGCGUCGCAGUCGAAGUCGCCAUGACCAAGGGCUUUCACGACAUUGUGCAGCUGUUCCUGGACCACGAUAGUUGGGAUGUCAACAUGGCCCUCGACGAGUCGGGGCAUGCGCUGCUGCACAUGGCGGCGCAUGAAGGCAAUGCGACGAUCGUAGAAAAAGUGCUGGCGCACUCGCGGGUGGAACCCAACCAACCGUCCUUCGAUGGCACGACGCCGCUCAUGGUGGCGUGCUUUGCCGAGAAGGACGCGAUCGUGACGCAGCUGCUCGCUGACGCCCGCGUCAACGUCAACGCCAAGCGCGACGACGGUGCGACGGCCUUGAUCGCGGCCGUCAACAUGGAAAACGUCCAUCUUGUCAAGGCCCUCUUGGCGCACGGCCAAACGAACGUCAACCUCGAGAUGCAGCCUGGCGUCUCGGCGCUCACGGUUGCGUCGUCGCGCGGCCUUGUGGAGAUCGUCCAGCUCCUUCUGGCGCACAAGGCGACGGCCAUCUUGUAG
This is a messenger RNA of Saprolegnia parasitica CBS 223.65, 1269 nucleotides long. RefSeq lists its product as hypothetical. Bases 1 to 1269 code for a protein of 422 amino acids. The transcript is spliced from 12 exons. Gene Ontology annotation, molecular function: protein binding. The record is from RefSeq and is a predicted model, not a curated record. NCBI's taxonomy places the organism in Eukaryota, Oomycota, Saprolegniomycetes, Saprolegniales, Saprolegniaceae. Gene Ontology annotation, cellular component: cytoplasm; nucleus.